UCCUUGUGUUUCCUGGCAACUGCUGCUAACGUGGAUACUGGAAUCGUGCCUAAUCCGCUGCGAAAAGAAACUAUGUGGGGCAUGUGAACUGGUGAUUAACGAUCUGGAACCUAUUGGAUGUGGUUUCUGCGGAAAACUCUUCCACAUCAGUCAACAGUGUUGUGGGUUCAAUAUCCGGCUCAAUAGAGAACUUUUCACGCAGGGCAAGGUAAUAUUUGUUUGUACCCCCUGUCGUGCUGAACUCAACGGGCGCAGCAUUCGUUGCUAUAUCGACGAUUUUGCAUUGAAGAGAGAUAAUCCCGCUUCAAAUAGUGAUUACUCUGGUAAUGGCCUCGAUAAGCUUGCGCUCCAGCUCGAGCUAUUAUCGAAAAAGGUAGAUGACAUAGCUUCAUUGCAAAACCCUACAAUGACGAUACACUCAUUUCCACCACUGAAAGGGACACCACAAGCGCGUCCAUCCCCUAACUAUAAGCGUCGCCGUGGCAAUGACGGACUUUCACUUGUGUCGUCUACAAUGACUGGGACCAAGUCCGUCGAUCUCAGUGAUCUUUCUGUUCCAUUCAUUGUACCUCCACCCCCGACACCUAAGUUCUGGCUUUAUUUAGCUGGACUUCAGCCCCAGAUUACGGAUGAGGAUGUCAGCAAAAUAGUUUCCCGCUGUCUGGAUUUAACUUUGCCAGUAGACGUCAAGCGACUGCUUCCGAAAGGUGUGGACGGAUCCACAAGGAAUUUCGUCUCAUUCAAAAUUGGAUUAGACCCAGCAUAUAAAGACGUCGCGUUGUCCCCAUUGACCUGGCCUACGGGGAUCCUCUUCCGGGAAUUCAUUGAUCAGCCAAAAAACUUCAACCGACGGCCCUUGACUCCUUCCCCAUCGGUUCAAGUUACCCAGCCAGCCGCGGAAGCCUUCACACCGAACAUAGUCAGCACUGUUCGGUCUAUGACCGCACCUGCGCCUCCGAAGUAGUCGAACCAAGAAUCUUGGUGGUUGGUGGAAUUUGCCCAGUUCCCACCUCAGCUGAUAACGACGACGAGACCAUAUCUCUAUGCCGAUUAUUUCGUGACGGUUCAUCGAUUCCAUAUAAUGCUUCUUGGGUUUCUCCACUGGGACGCAACGAACUCCGCACUUGGGAGGCCUCAAAGCCCCUCGACUCAGUCGCGCCGUUUCCAGCCAGCGUCAUCAGUCGUCCCAGCCCUGAGUUCGAUUUUGGCAAUGAGGUCCUCCAGCCUACUCA
This is a messenger RNA of Uranotaenia lowii, 1232 nucleotides long. RefSeq lists its product as uncharacterized. Bases 407 to 964 code for a protein of 185 amino acids. The record is from RefSeq and is a predicted model, not a curated record. Lineage: Eukaryota; Metazoa; Arthropoda; Insecta; Diptera; Culicidae. The transcript has 2 exons.